AUGCUUAGUAGGGUAUUUAGCAGAACGACGUUGAAUGCGUUAAGAAUGCACAACCAGCGCAGUAUACAAACUAAAUCUAAUCUUUUACCUAUUGUCAAUCCUACAAGAGCUACUGCAGUAGCUACACCAUCCCAAUCACAAUCACAAGGAAUGAAAGUUAGAUCCUCAGUCAAGAAAAUGUGCGACGGCUGCUCAAUAGUAAGAAGAAAAGCUAGACUUUAUGUAAUUUGCUCGAAAGAUCCAAAGCACAAGCAGCGUCAAGGAUAA
Wallemia mellicola CBS 633.66 is the source of this 267-nucleotide messenger RNA. RefSeq lists its product as hypothetical. Gene Ontology annotation, molecular function: structural constituent of ribosome. Gene Ontology annotation, biological process: translation. Gene Ontology annotation, cellular component: ribosome. Lineage: Eukaryota; Fungi; Basidiomycota; Wallemiomycetes; Wallemiales; Wallemiaceae. The coding region runs from base 1 to 267 and encodes 88 amino acids. The transcript has 2 exons. The record is from RefSeq and is a predicted model, not a curated record.